UCCAGUCCUGUAACGUCAGGAUUGCGUCAAUUUGGGUUUCAACCACGUCCUUCGGUCUCCGAGCUCAGUUCGUCAGAAGAUCCCACGAACCACAGGAGAAGGGCUUUGCGAAUCACUGUGAAGGAAGGAGGUGGAGGGCGAAGGCAGCUGGACCCUCCCUGCCUCCGAGCUUCUCCCUGUCACCGUCGCCUCCUCUUUUUCCCAAAGCCUUCCCAAUCUUCCAGGCUGCUGUUUGCAUCACAUUGGGAAGCAAGAGAGGUUCCUCUGGCUGCCUGUGAGCCUCUGAGCCUCCCUCUCUCUGUGUGUGUUUUCCUUUCCUUUGCCAACUCAGAGGGAAGGAGCCAGGCAGAGCAUCCUUCAGCACCUUGGACAGAGCAGCAAGCAAACAACAUGGCUCCGAUCACAGCCAGCCGGGAAGAAUUCGACGAAAUUCCAACGGUGGUUGGAAUCUUCAGUGCCUUUGGGCUGGUCUUCACUGUCUCCCUCUUUGCUUGGAUCUGCUGCCAACGCAAAUCUUCCAAAUCAAACAAAACCCCUCCUUACAAAUUUGUCCAUGUGCUGAAAGGUGUUGAUAUUUAUCCUGAAAACCUCAACAGCAAGAAGAAAUUUGGUGCAGAGGACAAAGGAGAAGCCAAAAACAAGUCUAUCAUUCCAAAGAGUUCUCUACAUCUUGACCUCGAGAAGCGAGAUCUGAAUGGCAACUUCCCCAAAACAGUUCCGAAGAUAACAAGUUCCUCAGAAGUUGAGAACUCUAUUCCAAAAGUCUUUCCUGAGAGGGAGAAAGAUUCGGUGUCCCCUGAUAGCUUGAAAUCUAUCUCAUCUUUAUCUUCUGAAGAGAAGCAAGAUAAAUUAGGGACUCUCUUCUUCUCGCUUGAGUACAACUUUGAAAAGAAGGCAUUCAUGGUGAACAUCAAAGAAGCACGUGGCUUGCCAGCCAUGGAUGAGCAGUCAAUGACUUCUGAUCCGUACAUCAAAAUGACAGUACUGCCUGAGAAGAAGCACAAGGUGAAAACUCGAGUGCUGAGGAAAACCUUAGACCCGGCUUUUGACGAAACCUUCACCUUUUAUGGGAUCCCAUAUACUCAGGUUCAAGAUCUGAGUCUUCACUUUAUGAUUCUGAGCUUUGACCGGUUUUCUCGAGAUGAUGUCAUUGGAGAAGUACUCUUUCCUUUAUCAGGGAUUGAGUUGUCUGAAGGAAGACUGCUGAUGAACAAAGAAAUCAUCAAAAAGAAUGUUAGGAAGUCUUCUGGGCGUGGAGAGUUGCUGAUCUCCCUUUGUUACCAGUCCACAACGAAUACUCUCACUGUAGUUGUUUUGAAAGCGAGGCACCUACCCAAAGCUGAUGUUUCAGGAUUAUCAGACCCCUAUGUCAAAGUGAACCUCUAUCAUGCUGAGAAAAGGAUCUCAAAAAAGAAAACCCAUGUCAAGAAGUGUACCCCCAAUGCGGUGUUCAAUGAACUCUUUGUCUUCGAUAUUCCUUGUGAGGGUCUUCAAGAGAUCAGCAUUGAAUUCUUGGUUUUGGAUUCAGAUAGGGGAUCCCGGAAUGAAAUUAUUGGCCGGUUAACCUUGGGGGCUUCAGCAGAAGGAACAGCUGGAGAACACUGGAAGGAGAUCUGUGAAUAUCCUAGGAGACAAAUUGCCAAAUGGCACAUGUUAUGUGAUGGCUAACUGCAGAACAAGAGGUUGGAACUCUUCAAACAAGCAAGCAAACAAAAAUCCGUAGGCAAGGAUCAGUUUUCUUUCUUUGCAAUGUAUAAUCACAGGCUUGUGCCAUUAAAAAAGGACUUUUUGUUGUUGUUGAUAUUAAGACUGAAUUGAAUUGUCAAAACAAAAGGUAACUAACUUAUUUUCCAUUUGAUCAAGCUCUUUUUUGUUGCUCUCAACAACUGUAAAGAACAUGACAUAAUUUCAUAUUCAGUGGUUCAUAUUCUACUGGAGUUUACAGCUAAAGAGACACAAAGUGCUGUAAACUCAAUUACGAAGUCUGUUUUCUAAAGUAUUAUAGUACCAGAAUAACUAGAUGAUGUCACUUAGAUACUAGCAACCUCAUUAGUAUACGUUACCAGGCAUAAAAUCACCUGGGUUUUGUAGAAUUGAAAAAAAUAAUAAUUAGCUGAGCAAAUGGAAGAAACAUUCAUUUCAGCUUCAGAAUGGAAAACAACCCUUUCUUCUUCUUGGUUUUAUGAAAAUAGACACUUUUUCAGAUGAUUAGGGAUUUAUACUUUGAACAAUCCAAAGACUCUUUUUUUAGAAUUGAUAUUAGGUAUAUCAGAAGAUCAGUUUGCUAUUUAACUCAUGACAUAUUUUAUUGGAGGGGGGGAGAGAUUGAAUCCAUUAACUGGCACAGAACCAUUCAGAAUCUAGAGAAACAUCCCCUCCCCCCAAUUAUUAACUUUCUUUAAUAAAGGGCUCAGAUAAUACUGUAUGGUUAGAAUUUGUGCUUUAAGCUGUGGCAUGGUUAUUUAUUUGUUUAUUUAUUCAUUGGCCAAAAUAAAAAUAGAUUGAACAUUUCUUAGCAAAGUUGAAGCAAGUGGACAUAAUGGUAGAAUAUUAUCUAAAGAUGGAGGGAAAAACCUUAAGUAUAUACUCAUGUAUAAGUCUAGAACUUUUAGUCAAAAAAUCAACCCCCAAAACCUGGGUCAACUUAACCACAGAUCAAUGUAAAUGUUUUACCUGAACUUUUAUCAAAAAGAAGCCACCCCUUUCUCUGAGAAGAGUGGCAAAAGGUGAAAGCUUAGUUCACCCCAGGAGACCCUCAAUCCCCCCUAUUCUGUUUGCCAUGGUGUCACUUAUUUUUGGGCAGGAAAAUGGCAGCAUUCGGGAGGGCUGGAUGAUCUCCUGAAAUGAUUUCACCUAUCCAUGGAACAACUCUCAAAUUAUCCAUGGAACUUAUCAAAAUCUAUAAUUUUCAAUCCAGAACCUGCCCUCAACUUAUAUAUGAGGUAUAUACUUAUACAUGAGCAUAUAACAUAAUAUACUUUGAAAUUGCUGUAGAUUGAACUGAAAUGUCUUUAUUAUACAAUUCUAUUGAUUUCCAUCAUGCUAAAAAGGAAUAAAAGACAAUUGAAACGUGUUUUUUUAAAAACAACAACUCAUAAUUUAGAUGGUGUUAGGAUAUGCAGAGAAAGCAUCGAUCCUGCAAAAACUCACUAUUUGAAGUGGUUCAUGUUCAAACGUAAAAGUUUUAGCAGAAUCAGGCUUCCAGCUAACUGCAUACCUCAUGCUGACUCAGAAGUAGAUGAGCUGUUUUAUUGUAGCAAUUCACUUAGCUCAAUAUCGUGUGUGCCAUUGGGUCACUGUAUUGAAUACUGAAGGAAUAGUGGGAGGAGCAUAGCACUGUGGUGUGCAACAUGCAUGUAUCAUAUGUUUAGAUUUUAUUUAUUUAUCUUUGCCAGGUACGGGGAACAAAGUCUGACCUAAGGCUAGGACUAUAGGCCUUGUGACCUCCAAGGCAAACCUAUAUAUGUGUACCGCUGCCUGCCUGAGAUGUUUCUUAGCUUUUCCUUGCUGUUCAGGUGGCAAAAACACAAAAGCUUACUGAUGCACCCCUAGUGGGUUGCCUUAUGUGUUGGAUGGAUUACACCCAGCUUGGUGGGUUGCAAAACUGUGUAGGUCAAUACAGAGUAAAUUAGUGCACAAAUAUAAUAACCCUAAACCUGUGGAACGUAUUCAUAUGUUUACACUAGAAACAAUGUUAAGCUGUCAGAUUAGCACAAUUGCAGUAGAAAGGUUUCCAAUCCUAUCCUUUGUUGAUGGAUACUUGAGAUAGUGGAGAAAGUCUUCAUUUCAGCGCAAACUAGGAAACCUGCCAGAAUUACAUUUGCCGCUGCACAAUUACCAUUAGAAAAUCCUGUGGAGAUUCCACGGCAUAUAGACACAUAUGUUCAGCCAAAUGAAUUUCCUAGGUUGGUCUUAAAAGCCAAGAUUGUACAGGGAUCCCUCUCUGAAACAUCUCAGAAAUAACCAAGUAUAUAUAAUGAUAUAAUGUUAUUUGAAUUCAUGUCUCCAUGGAAAUCCUUCUCAAUAGACUUCAGUGGAGGCAAAGAUCACAUGGAAACUUUUAGGACCAGGCUUUUGUGUUAUCAAGGGGUCACAGGAUUGUCCUUUUGAUGUGAAUAUGUACAAUGCUUUGUUUGAAGGGUAGGGUUUUGAAUGGUGUUUCAAAGGAAAAAGAAGCUUCAGGGCUCACAUUCCUGUAGUGUGGCUGAAGCACUGUCUUUAUCUAGUUGUCCUAGUGAUCUGUCUAAAAUGUGAAUAUCUUGACCCACUGCCCAUUAAUUUGGAAUUAGAAGUAUUGGGAAUUUUGAGCCAGUCUAAGACCUGACUUGAAGUCAUGAUCCACAAAUAGCUGCUGAGAUGAGAGCCUUCUCUUGCUCAUGCAUUCUUUUUGUUGCUGAAAUGCUUUUCAGCAGGAGAAGAGGAGAAGAUGUAAAAAAAUCUGAAGGGUUCAGAAUACCAUUACCAUGGAAUUUAAUGGGACCAAAUGGGCUGAAAUGGAAGGAUUUUGGCAAAACUGCUUAAUGGAUCAGAACCAAUGUACUCCAAGGCAUAUGUAAUUGUUUAAAAAGACCCAUCAAGCAUUGACAAUGAAAUCAGGGUUCUACCAACUAAUGCUGGAGGUUUAUGUAGGAUUUUAACUGGAACCAUGGUUUGGCCAGAACAGGAUGAGCAAGGACUGGGAUGUGAAAUAUGCAACAAAUAUUACUGAAAGAAUUCCAUUUGGAGUCUUUCAGGUUUUUGUGUUGGUAAUUUAUCCAGGUUUUUGAAUGAUGUGUUUGAUAUAACUGUGUUUAUAUAAGCUCUAAGGCAUUUUCACAACAUGCUUUUUAUUAAAAUGCUCUGUGUAAAAAUAAUAAUAAUAGUGAUGCAACUUGUGUAAAAAGGAGUCAAAUCUAUUUUGUUUUGUUUAGACCAUUUGUAGGCCAACAUCUGUCCAGGCUUGAAAUCCUCAGAUAACUUACUCCAAGGUAGACCCAUUGAAAUGAUGAAGAAUUGAUCCUAAAACUACAAUGAAGCCAGUAGGCUUUGAUAUGGAUCCUAUCUGUAAGGAAAGAUAUCUGUCAAACCAUGGGCAUUCUGCUGAACUGAAGAGUUGAGAUGACCCAGUAAUGCUCACAUUAAGACUAGAAGUAACAAGCAUUUCAGAUGGAAAGAGCUUCCAACCUAAUCAUAAAUGAAAAAAAUGUGACCCAAAAAUCAAACACAUUUAGUUCAAUAGAAAAUUGUGAUUAUGAUCUGUAUCUUUGUGAACUCACUCUUAAUGAAACUUAUUUAAACAACAAGAGUUGUGAGUUUUUUGUUGAAUUAAUGUUGAACUUGCCUGUCCUUAGUCUUGGGCCCUAAGUGUAAAAAGUGAGUAGAGCAAUUAAAACAUCAAUAAAAUCAUGAAAUCCUGUAGAGUUGGGAAGGUCCACAAAUGCCAUGGAGGCCAAUCCAUUACCAAUGCAGAAGUAUUCAGUGAAAGAACCCAAAUUCUCUUUUUUAAAAACACCAGUGAAGGAGAGUCCUUCACCUUCCAAUGUGGUCUUUUCUACUGUUGGAAGUUCUCCUUGACAUUUAUUGGGAAACUCCUUUCUUGUAAACUGAAUCCAUUGUCCCAGGUUCCCACCACUAGAACAGCACUAACAAGCUCUUUCUAUCUUCUUUGUGACAGCUUUUCAGAUACUUAAAGAUGGCCGUCAUAGCACUUCUUGAUCUUCUCUUUUGUAAAUUAAGCAUACUCAACUCUCUCAACUGUUCUUAAUGGGGCUUGGUUUCCAGACUUCUAAAAUCCUCUGUAACAUACAGAAAUUCAUGGAUGAAGGGCUGCCUGGAAGUAGAAACCUGUAAAUCUCUAGUCAAACCCUUGUCUACCACAUCAUCUCUAGUCAUAUGGUUUGAUAUUGGUCUUCAGCCACCAUUCCAUACCAGGUCCCAAAUUCUCACUUCAGUAAUAUGCCUUGAUUUGUUUGUCUUCAAAUAAAAUCUGGGGUGGUGACAAUCUGUCAUUUUGCAACCAGUAGGUAAUAUCUAAAAGCCUGCCUUAAGUAGUGUGAGAGAUACCUUUCCUACUGGUGGAAUGACAGCUACCGGGGUGGGAGAGAACAAUUCUUUUUUACACUGGGCAAAUUGUAAAUAGGGUCCUCUUUUUUUAACUCUUAAGAAAUGUUUGUCUUGCAAAAUCCAGCUGCUAACCUGUCCAGGACUCAGCUGGGAUUGAAAUAUAUGUGAUCAUGCCUUUAAGAGAUGAUGAAAAAAUAAUUGCUGUUUUAUAAAGUAUUUGGUUCUUAAUGUGAAUAUCUUGAAAUCUGUUAAGGCUAAUGUCCUGUAUCAAAACUUGUAAAAUAAUGUUUGUCUAAGUAGAUAAGAACAACUACAAAAGAUGAACCCAAAAUGGGAUCUUAUUCAUGUUUGGAGACUUGUUGUAACUCAAUAACCAAUUUGUUAAUGAUGUUGUACAUUCAAUAGAAGUUCUUUGGGAGGAAGCAUGGUGUCGGAGGAUUUGUAUGUCUUUUGUGCCAGCUUGUAUGUUGUGCCAUGUAUGUAAGACAAGAAUAAACUGCUACUUUCAUUCA
Molecule: messenger RNA, 6554 nt
Organism: Anolis carolinensis (green anole)
Lineage: Eukaryota; Metazoa; Chordata; Lepidosauria; Squamata; Anolidae
Gene: syt4
Product: synaptotagmin 4
Exons: 4
Coding region: 391-1668 (425 amino acids)
Biological process (GO): regulation of dopamine secretion; regulation of calcium ion-dependent exocytosis; cellular response to calcium ion
Cellular component (GO): exocytic vesicle; axon; synapse
Molecular function (GO): SNARE binding; clathrin binding; phosphatidylserine binding
Source: RefSeq, a predicted model, not a curated record